This is a messenger RNA of Fomitopsis serialis, 1288 nucleotides long. RefSeq lists its product as uncharacterized. NCBI's taxonomy places the organism in Eukaryota, Fungi, Basidiomycota, Agaricomycetes, Polyporales, Fomitopsidaceae. Bases 127 to 933 code for a protein of 268 amino acids. The transcript has 7 exons. The record is from RefSeq and is a predicted model, not a curated record.
CAUGCACCAUUUUGACCUUGAACUGGUCAAACUGAUAGGUCAAAAUGGGUGCCAUCACGAGGCGCUCGUCUCGGCCAGUCCCGACAGACUCGUUGAGUCAUUCGCCUCGACAAACUCCUCAAAGGGAUGUUGCAGCAUGCUCCCACCGCUGCCGGAAAACGCUAUGUCGCCAUUGCCCUUCAUAUCGCUCAUCAGAAAGGGGAAGAAGCCGUCGUUAACCUAGCAAGAACUUGGUUGCAGUCACUCUUCCUUCGAAUGAUGGCACUCGGUAUCAAGGACGCCCACGUCCAACCCAGCAGUAGCCAGACACCAACUCUACACCGCACGGAAGAACAGACCGAGUCCAGCACUCGAUCUGACCUGAAAACGUGUCUCCAACAACGUGAACAACACCGUUGUGCGAUAACACGCGCCUUCGACUCCGCGCGAGGUUUUGAGCUCAUGCGCAGCCAGGACAUACCCCCCGGGUCGUCAUUUCAGUACAUGGCUGCGGCGCACAUCAUCCCAUUUGUGCUUGAUGACUUUCGCGAUGACAACAGCCAUGAAGUUGUGCGUGACAUCGUGAUCCUUCGUGUCCUCUUCCGCCUCCUCCUCACCUGCAAUAUUCACCGACACCGACUGAGACCCUUGCCACGCAAGUUCCCGGAUGUGCCGAACAAGCACACAACGCGAAUGCUCGCGCAAGGCCAUCUCUUCAGCAAUGGCCAAGGCUCCGCCGACGUCGAGUUUCGGGCACUGCCCGGGAUCGAAGCCCCGGAUCCUGAGCUCCUCCGAAUCCAUGCUGCGUUCGCGCAGGUCCUCCACUUGUGUGGUGCUGCCGACUUCAUGAAUGAACAUUACCGAUUUGAUGAAGGUGACGUGACCUUGUUCAUGCAUCCAACGGAGGAUUUUGGACGACAACUCAGCGCGAGAUUGGCCGUACUUGCAUUUUGAAGAACUCGCCGUCUCCUGGUAGCUGGUAGUUACUCCGAGUCAGAUGUCUAAUAUGCCGUACUAUUAACCGCCGUCUUCUACAGAGAUGCGCCCCCUUUCACUAUCUGCAACCGGUUCACUCGGCGAUCCAAGCUUGCAAGAUAAUCGCAUAAGGAGGACGAACGUACUGGCGAGAGACACAAACGAGCGACAGUGGGCAGAAUCAAAGUUCGAGCGGAAGAACAAAGAAUGAAUGGAGAGCACACACAGAUCCCGAAGAACAGCUGACUCCGAUAAAUAGAUCCCUGCAGAUGUGCAUGUAGAAGAUACGUCAUGAGCGCCGUGGUCGACGUCGGCACUGGGAAGGUGGCCCGCA